UAAUCACAUAAAUAAAAUUUGCCAAAAGAUGGCGUCUAUCAUUUUGAGCAACUUUGCUGAAGAUACUGUACCUCAAAAACCACGAUCCUAUGAGUUAUCAAUUAAGAGCGUGAAAUUGCGCUUUUGAACCACUGUGCAGUGGCAUCGGUGCAGAAAAAGUGUAGCACUGGUGUAGUGCAAUUGGUAAAAACGAACGGUUUCAGUGCAGCUUUCGCUACACCAGUGUAGUGCAAUUUAAAAACGAAAACGACAUUAGAAUCAAAUUGACCAAAAUCAGCAAAUUCACCGCAGCUUGGGAGAUGGUUGAUGAUUUUUAUCUUAUUCUGCGUGCUUGAUUUUCUGACGAAAGGACGGACACUGUUUUGACGUGGAAAAGUGUCCGCGAAGCUGAAGAGCUGUGUGCGCGCGCGGUGCAAUUAAUUCGUUACCGUCGAAGUGAAGUUUUGUAUGUGCGCGCGCGUGUGUGUGUGUCUAUGUGCUGUGCCAUUCGCGAGAACGUGAAAGAAGGGCGCGCACCGCGUUCGCGAUCGAACGGGGAAGGAUAGUAAGGACCAGUCCACCACCAAAGGAGAAGCGGCCCAUCCGAAGGGGAGGGAGAGCUUCAGCCAGCCCCUUGUUCUUCUGGAGCGUACGCUCAAGAAAUGGAAUUGGAGGCAGCGUAUGAAGCACUAGCGGACUACUCGCUCCAGGAGGCUCCUUUCUACGAGGCACCAGUCAAAGUGAUACCCCAGCAAACACACAAUUCAUUCUCCUUCCGACUCGGCCCGAUGGCUGCGUCCUCGCUGAUGCUGGCCGGCGUUGGUGGCAGCAGCGCCGUUGGUGGCGGUGGCGGCGGCGGCCGUGGAAUUGGAGGAAAGUUAAUGCCAUUGAACGUUAGUAGCAGCAACAGUGGCAGUAGUGGAGGCUCGGUAACGCAGUCAAUGGCAUCUUCCGGUGUCCAGUCAUCACUGGUACCGUCACUGGUUCUACCACCCGCCAUCGGUGGUGGUGGUGGUCUUAUGAAAACGAAGAAAAAUUUGAAAAAAUCCGUCAGCUUUUUGCCGACAUUUGUGCAGAGUUUCGACGGUGAGACCCAGAUUCAGCUGAAACAGGAACCACUCGAUGAUGGACCGCACAUACGGAACAUACAGAAAGUUCCGAGCCUGUCGGAUCUGAGCGAUCCCGAGGUAUCUCUAGAUGUGCCGACGCAGAUGCCACCGUUAACGCCCGGAACGAACAAGAAGCUGACCGAGGUGCUGUACGCGUCCUUUGCCUCCUGGGAGAAGGUAGUGCAAUCGUACAAAAUCACCAAAGAUCCACGACAAUGGACCCCCGAACAUGUGAUCAUCUGGCUGAACUGGUCGAUCAAAGAGUUCUCACUCGAGAGCGUGAACAAAGAGCCGUUCCUGAAGAUGAGUGGCCGCGACAUUGUCGGCCUCGGGAGGGAAGGAUUCCUGGCAAUCGCCCCACCCUUCACCGGUGACAUUUUGUGGGAACAUCUGGAGAUCCUGCAGAAAGAUUGUGAGAAAGCCCUGCUAGACAGUAGCGGUGGCAGCAGCAGUGGAGGAGGUGGAGGCGGCGGCAGUGGAAGCAGUUCGACGGCAGGCUCCGGUGGAAAUCUGUACGACUGCGGAUCGACCGGGGCGGCCAGCAGCGGUGUUAGCGAACUCAGCGAGUACAACAGUGCCCUCCAGCGGCUCAGUAACCAGCAACAGCAGGAGUUUGGCACGGGCACGGGCAGUGCCACCAGCCAUUCCAACAACAGUAGCGGUUACACAUCCCUGCACGACCGAAGCAACAGUUCCCCGCCGCCGCUGAUCCAGUCGUCCAGUCAGCAGCAGCAAUCUGGAGCUGGCAGCGGUAGCGGUGGUGGUGGUGGAGGAGGAGGCGGCGGCGGUGGAGGUAGCAAUACUAGCAGUAACAAUAGUACCAGCACCGGUAACAGUCAAUCUUCGUCCUCUGGAAACAACGUCAGCAGCGGCGGAAGUAGUACCAACAACAACAACAACAAUAGUAUGUCCUCGUAUCUGUCCUCGAUGGCGGCAGCGGUGAGGAACGCCAAUAGCAAUAGUGCAAACAAUACCAACACCAGUUAUCCUAGCAGCAAUAGUGUGAAUACCGCUUCGACAACGUCCAGCAGCAGCCAACAUCCGCAGAUGAAGGAAGAGCAUGAACCGAACAGUUUUAUCAAUAUCGAUGAUUUACCGAACUUUGGUGUUGUCCCGGGUCACUACGACGACCAGGAUCAGUACCACUCGUUGCCACAGCCCGAAACGCAAACACCGUCGCACGGUUACCUGGAAAACAGUCCGGAAUUCUACUCUGCCAUCCAGAUGGAACAGAAGUACAUGGCACCGCACUACAAAACCGGUCCGUACACGAGCCGAGGCGGUCGGUAUCAUCAACCACAUCAUCACAGUGGUGGCGGUGGCACCGGAUCGGGAGCAGGCGCUGGCGCCGGAUCUCAGAACAGUCACCAUCACCACCACCACCACCAGCACCAUCAUCCGCAUCACGACGGGUAUCAUGAGUACAGUUCACCGUACGACACACCCCCAUUCCAGACCGUUCCCAGUAACACGACAUCACCGCAAGGUUCGGCAGGUAACAACAACGAUGGAACCGGUCUGGGAGGGCACAUGGAUCCAUGGAGUCAGUUACACCACGCCGGACAACACCCGGGUCAUCCGGGAGCACACCCAUCGCUGUUGGACUUUCAGCAUCCUGCCUAUAUGGGCACGACGAUGGGUUUCGAUAAAACGAUGCUAGGCAGUUACGGAGCGCAAGGUGGGACGCCCUGUUUUACCGGAUCCGGACCGAUCCAGUUGUGGCAAUUUUUGCUGGAACUGCUCACGGACAAAACCUGUCAGAAUUUUAUCUCCUGGACCGGCGACGAAUGGGAAUUCAAACUGACCGAUCCGGAUGAGGUGGCACGACGGUGGGGUGUUCGCAAGAAUAAGCCAAAAAUGAACUACGAAAAGCUUAGCCGAGGCCUGCGGUACUACUACGAUAAAAACAUUAUCCACAAAACCGCCGGCAAACGUUACGUCUAUCGUUUCGUGUGUGAUCUUCAAACUCUGUUAGGAUACUCAGCCAAGCAAGUACACGAUAUGGUUGACCUCAAGCCGGACAAAAAGGACGAUGAGUAAGCUGCGCUGCACCGAGUAACCUUCCCCAUUGGCUAGCUAGCCCUCUAGCCCUCUGUCAACCGACACCAAAACAUCGUUUUCGAAAGUAGGCCAAAGCGUGCUUCUUGCUCAAUCGAACAAACGUGAGGAGAAGUCCUUCUACCUCCGAGAUCGUGCUUCCAUCGUUACAAAAACAACAACAACAACAACAACAACAAAACAGAAAUGUCCUCCUCCUGUUUCUUCUACUUGACAUUCGGAAACAUCAAACCAAAAUCGUACUUCAGAGCUAGAAGGUCCAAACCCAAAACCUCUUACAAAUAGUAGUAGGCUGUGGCAGUGAACGAAAAACAACAACAACAACAAAAAAGUGCGGUGCCUCUCAUCUGCCACGCACAUCACUAUCAAACAAAAAAAAUACCCGCCAGCCAAGCCAAAUCCAAGCAGGCGCGUUGUAAAUACCAUAAAAGUGACAUCAGAUUUCCCGAUCUUUUCUAGUGUAGUAAACAAAUUGAUUCGAUCGACUAAUUCGAAGAAUCGAAUUUGAAAGCGUACUCUCACUCACCACUCACUCUUUCUUGUGUAGUAAACGAUUUACCCGAGGCCUUUUGCCUUUGGCCAGAGCAGAACUACAAUUGUUGCAAACACCAAUCAUCAUCAUCAUCAUCAUUGUCAUCUUCAUCAUCAUCAUGAUCAGGAUGAUCGGUGGGGAAUCGUUGAAAAACAAGCGAAACUUAAUUCUACUUAAAAAAAAGUUGUAGAGAACACAAAACAGUCAAACUGGUGCAAUUAAAGCGAACGGCUUUAAUUGAUCGAUCGUUGUUUUGUAGAAAGAAGAAAAAGAAGAAGUGAAUCGUGCAGUGUCUGCAGGAAGGAAAGCAAGAAACAAAUUUUAUUUUAUUUUUUUAGUUAAAGCAAAUUUUUGUGAAGCUUUGUGAUAAGUUUUUCAUUACUACGUUUUUUUUUAAAUAAGAUAUUCCUUCUACGUAAUGUACGAUUACAAUAUAAAGUAAGAUUAUUGAAAUGCGAAAGCAAAAUGAGAUAUAGAGUUUAGGAAAGUCCUCCCCCAAAUUAGAGGAAUACGAGAGAGAGAAACAGUAUAAAAUAAAUCGUAUCGUCUUUGUUCUUUGUAGUUAAAAACCAACUGCUAUUCAGUGAAAGCAGACAAAAAUUAACAAGCAGGGCUCGAACGUCAAAAAAAAACGGGAUGAAGCGUGCCUGCGAUUAGUGUGCGAAAUUCAAAUCGCAAUAUGCAAAUAAAAAGAACAAGAGGAAAAAAGAAACGAAUUCAGAGUACUAUCAUUAGAGCUUAGUUUGCUGUUUGUGUUGAACCGUUGUGCGCGUGUGAGUCCGUGCAUGUAGGAUGCUGAUCCUUUUCGCUGUACAAUAAAAAUAUAAGGUACAAGCGAAGCUGUGCAGUAGAGUGUUAAGCAAAUAAAUGAAUAAAUAAAUAUAUUAUUGUAAAAAAAAACCACAAAAGUCGAUCAAAAAUACAGCAAAAUAAAUAAAUUGU
Molecule: messenger RNA, 4620 nt
Organism: Malaya genurostris
Lineage: Eukaryota; Metazoa; Arthropoda; Insecta; Diptera; Culicidae
Gene: pnt
Product: ETS-like protein pointed
Exons: 11
Coding region: 642-3128 (828 amino acids)
Biological process (GO): regulation of transcription by RNA polymerase II; microtubule-based process; cell differentiation
Cellular component (GO): microtubule; nucleus
Molecular function (GO): DNA-binding transcription factor activity, RNA polymerase II-specific; GTP binding; sequence-specific DNA binding
Source: RefSeq, a predicted model, not a curated record